AGAGCAUCCCAGAGCAAUAACCAUGGACACCUAUGUGGAAAUGAACACCAAGGGGAGGAUGCCGAUCCUGGGGCUGGGGACCUGGCAGGCACCCCCUGGAAAAGUGGAAGAAGUCAUUAAGCUUGCCAUCGACCUCGGGUACCGCCAUUUUGACUGUGCAUACCUGUACAGGAAUGAAAACGAAAUCGGCAAUGCCAUUCAGCAGAAAAUCAAAGAAGGUGUUGUGAAACGGGAAGACCUCUUCGUUGUCAGUAAGUUGUGGUGCACAUUCCAUGAAAAAUCCCAGGUGAAGGGAGCGUGCCAGAAGACCCUUGCAGCGCUCAAGCUGGAUUACCUGGAUCUCUACAUCAUUCACUUUCCCAUGGGCUUCAAGGCUGGAGAUGAUCUGUAUCCUCUAGAUGAACACGGCAAGGUUAUCCCCAGUAACACGGAUUUUCGAGACACCUGGGAGGGAAUGGAAGACCUGGUGGAUGCAGGCCUGGCAAAAGCAGUUGGGAUCUCUAACUUUAACUGUGAGCAGAUAGAAAGGAUCUUGAACAAGCCUGGGUUAAGGUACAUCCCUGCAAAUAACCAGAUUGAAUGUCACCCAUACCUUACCCAGGAAACUCUGAUUAAUUUCUGCCUUUCCAAAGGGAUCACUGUGUGCGCACACAGCCCCUUCGGCUCACCUGGAAACCCAGUGAGCACCCUUGGGAAAACAGGCUAUACUUCUCUGCUUGAGGAUCCUACAGUGAAGAAGAUUGCAGACAAGUACAACAAAACAUCUGCUCAGGUUCUGCUCCGAUUCCACAUUGAGAGAAAUGUACCUGUGAUUCCAAAGACAGAGAAACCACACCGCCUCAAGGAGAACCUUCAGGUGUUCGACUUCAAACUGAGUGAUCAGGACAUGAAAACACUGCUAUCUUUGAACAAAAACGAGAGAGUCUAUUCAAUGCCCGCAACGGGUUCUAUCAAGCGCACUUUGAAUGAUGUCAAGUGGAUAUCCUCUUCUGCAAAAAUUGGCCGCCAACGAAUUGGCAGCUCUGAAGAAGUCUUCAUCUCUGGUGGAAUUUCUUUUGAUGCGCAGGAACUGGCUAAAAGCCCUCAAUAUUGGCAGAAUAGGCAUCAAGUUCUUUUUGAAGACACGUUCAAUACUCAAAUUGAAGCUCUUCAAAAAGAACUUGAUGCCUAUUCUGCCAAUAUUGAGGGCUAUAAACACAAGAAGAUCACGCGUGAUCAGGAGGAUUAUGCUCAGGAUCGGAGCAGCCCGUCCCGCCCCCUUGCCCGCCUGCUUGCCCUUGGCUGGGGAGGAGCCAGGUUGGCACGGAGCCCCGCCGGAGCGAUGGCCGCCUCCGUGAAGCUGAGCAGCCGGGCGCAAAUGCCCCUCUUCGGGCUGGGCACUUGGCAGGCGCCUCCUGAUAAAGUCGGAGAGGCCGUGAAAUGUGCCAUAGACCUUGGAUACCGGCACAUCGACUGUGCCCGCUUUUAUAAGAACGAGGAUGAAAUCGGGAAUGCCAUCCAGCAGAAAAUCAAGGAGGGAGUCGUGAAGCGGGAGGACUUGUUCAUUGUCAGCAAGCUGUGGUGCAAUGACCACGAGAGAUCCCGGGUGAAGAAAGCGUGCCAGACCUCAGUGGCUCUCCUGAAGCUAGACUAUCUGGACCUUUACCUCAUGCACUUUCCCAUGGGAUUCAAGGCUGGAGAGGAUCCCUCUCCCAAGGACGAGAAGGGCAUGAUCAUCCCCAGUAACACAGACUUCCUGGACACUUGGGAGGCCAUGGAAGAGCUGGUGGAUUGUGGGCUGACAAAAGCCAUUGGAAUCUCCAACUUCAACCACGAUCAAAUCGAAAGGCUGUUGGGGAAGCCCGACUUAAAGUACAAGCCUGUGAAUCACCAGAUCGAGUGCCACCCGUAUCUUACCCAAGAGAAGCUGAUCCCCUAUUGCCAGUCCAAAGGGAUCUCUGUGACUGCCUACCGGCCUUUCGGAGCUCAUACUCUCAAGCCAGGGGACCCGAUCCUUCUGGAGGACCCCAAGGUUAAAGAGAUCGCUGAGAGACACAACAAGACCGUAGCUCAGGUUCUGAUCAGGUUUCACAUCCAGAGGAAUGUGGCUGUCAUUCCCAAAUCAGACAAACCACACCGACUGGAGGAGAAUUUCAAGGUGUUUGACUUUGAAUUGACUAAAGAGGAGAUGGACACCCUCUUUGGCUUGAACAAGAACUGGAGAGACUGUAUAAUGGCCCCGUGCAUCAAUCACAAAGACUACCCAUUCAAAGCCGAUUAUUAGGACGGAGCUGGAC
This is a messenger RNA of Euleptes europaea (tarantolino), 2276 nucleotides long. RefSeq lists its product as uncharacterized. The record is from RefSeq and is a predicted model, not a curated record. Bases 23 to 2263 code for a protein of 746 amino acids. Gene Ontology annotation, molecular function: aldose reductase (NADPH) activity. NCBI's taxonomy places the organism in Eukaryota, Metazoa, Chordata, Lepidosauria, Squamata, Sphaerodactylidae. The transcript has 21 exons. Gene Ontology annotation, cellular component: cytosol.